This is a messenger RNA of Pseudovirgaria hyperparasitica, 1554 nucleotides long. Its product is annotated as alpha/beta-hydrolase. NCBI's taxonomy places the organism in Eukaryota, Fungi, Ascomycota, Dothideomycetes, Acrospermales, Acrospermaceae. The transcript is spliced from 3 exons. The record is from RefSeq and is a predicted model, not a curated record. The coding region runs from base 202 to 1395 and encodes 397 amino acids.
UGCAACAUCAGCCUCUGAGUGGUGACCAUCAAAAUGAUCGUCCGCUAAAGAGGGUCGAAGAACACAAUCCCCGCAUGUUCUGCGGAUGUGGCGCGGCAUGGUGUCAAUGUUUACAAAAACAUUUCAAGAAUAUGGAGUAGAAAGGCAGAGGGUCUCCCUCCCGACAAAUGAGCGACAAAGCCAUCCAUUCACUCGAAUACAAUGGGUGUAAUCACCAUCCUGAGCGUAGCUACGCUAGCUGCGAAGUUAGCUUUUAGUAGUCCCCUGGAGACAAGACACGCGAACUGCAAAGCGGUUUCAUUCAAAGUCUCUGGCUCGGCGUAUAACCGUGAUUUUUCACAGCUCAGUCUCGCUGAUCCGACGACAAUCAUUGAAGCGGGCGAAGCAGAUAUCCUGCCUAAGAUCCUGACCAAUGGAACGGAGACUAUUGGGGGCUACUACUGCGAGCCGACUGUCAAGAACGCAAAUAAUGGAAAACUUCAGGUCUUUGUAGGCUCCAUAGGCACAACAAGGGAUAUGUGGAGUGGCUUGGGGGGAACGAACCUAGGAGUUCCAGCAUAUCAGCCCGAGAAAUACUCCUGGAUCGACUAUGCGAACAAGCAGGGCUAUCCCACUCUUGCAACCGACCUUCCAGGCGACGGCACUUCCUCCAGAUCAGAACCGAUCCUGAUUAACCAGGGGCCAUACACCUACGACCUCAUCCACGACCUCGCCGUGCAGCUCCGCGCCGGCACAACAAGCCAACUUCCCCACCCCUUCACCACGCUCAUCUUUGUCGGCAAUAGCUACGGCUCGGUGAUCGGUAACAACAUCGCAGCGCUCUACCCGUCCGACUUCGACGCCUUCGUCCUCACCGGGUUCUCCAAACGCAUCGACCUCUCACUCCCCGGCGCCCUGCUCACCGCCCCUGUGCCAGGUGCGCUCUUCAACCCAGCUAAAUACGCAACCUAUGACCCCGCAUACGUCGUCACGCCCAUCGAAGCCACACGCACAGGCUCAUUCUUCGGCGCACCGGACCAGGUCGACUUCGACCCCGUGAUGGCAAAGAAAUGGUACACGACCCAGGACGUCAUUGCGCUGGGCCAGUUGUUCAGCAUCUAUGUGCAAGGCAUCACGGCGGCGCCGGGGUAUAAAGGGCGGGUGUUGGUGCUUACUGGCGAGCAGGAUCAGAUUUUCUGUGGGUUUGGAAAUCCGGCGUUGGGUGUUGCGGCGUGUGGGAGUUUGUUGGAGGAGACGAAGGAGUUGUUUCCGGCGGCGGAGUAUAGUUAUCAGAGUGUGCCGCGGAGUGGGCAUACGUUGAUUCUGCAUGAUUCAGCGCAGAAGACGCUGGAUUAUGCGCAUCGGUUUUUGGCCGGUGCGAGGUUUGGAGUUUAUGGGGUGGAUAUGGUGGUGUAGGCUCUGGCAUGUUGCACUUGCUCAGAAUAUGGAAUAUGCUCAGAUUGCAAUUCGCACAUAAAUCAAUGGAUUGUGUCUAUUGUAUCAUCGAGCUAAACAUAUUGACAAGACAUCCCUGAGCGUCUUACCUUCUUUUGACUCUCGCCCCCUGAAACCGUC